CCAGCCGCCCCCAUUGCUCCAGUCGCAAUCUUCAAGAAGCGCGGCGCAAAGGGCAAAGCAAACCUGCGCAAACGUCCAGCCUCUCCUCCACCCGCAGCAAAAGACAGCGAUGACGACUCGUCCGACUUCGAGUCCUCCGAGGACGAAGCAACAGGCCAGCGCAUCAAGCGGAGGAAAAAGAACCACCACAGCGCAGCCGUCAUGGCCUCGUCGCGAGACCACAACGCCAGUACCAACAGUGGAGUGACAAAAGAGGAGCAGAUUCGGAGCAACACCAUCUACGAAGCCGACCGGGACGCUGCGUUAAGGCUGGACGCAGCAAAGCAGGAUGCUACGAAGGGGAGCAACUGGUUUGACGAGGACAACGAGAAGGAGGAUCUGUCGGUGGGCAAUCUGUUGGGGAGGACGCGGACCAUGAUGAAGACUAAGAAGAGAGUGGGAGGAGAGGAUGAUGCCCAGAACUCGGAACGAGAACCGGACGGGACAUACAGAGGCCUGGCGAACCAGGCGAGUUACAUACAAAAGAAUCCGAACGCACCGAAUCGCAAGGUUGGGCCGAUCAAGGCACCGAGUAAUAUCAGGACGAUUACUAUUACUGAUAUGGCGCCCGAUGUUUGUAAGGACUACAAACAAACCGGCUUCUGCGGCUUCGGCGAUAACUGCAAAUUCCUCCACGCUCGCGAAGACUACGCACACGGGUGGCAACUCGACAAGGAAUGGGAGAACGUAACCAAGGGCAAAAAGAACCUCCAGGGCACCGUCGUCGCCAGCGCCGACCGCCGUAACAAACCCAAGAACACUGCUGAAGAAGAAGAAGACGCCGAAGCAGCCGAAGAAGCUCUCCUGGAAAACAUCCCCUUUGCGUGCAUUAUCUGCCGCGGUCCCUAUUCGAAUUCCCCCGUCGUCACACGCUGCGGGCAUUAUUUCUGCGAGGGAUGUGCGCUGAAAAGGUACCGGAAAGACCCGAGCUGUGCGGCGUGUGGGAGUGGGACGAACGGGGUAUUCAAUGCGGCGAAGAGGUUGGCAAAGCUGUUGGAGAAGAAGAAAGCGAGGGCAGAGAGGUUGAGGAGGGAGGCGAGGGAGAGGGGAGAGGAG
This is a messenger RNA of Neurospora tetrasperma FGSC 2508, 1095 nucleotides long. RefSeq lists its product as uncharacterized. Gene Ontology annotation, cellular component: U2-type spliceosomal complex. The record is from RefSeq and is a predicted model, not a curated record. The annotation marks the transcript as partial. The transcript has 2 exons. Gene Ontology annotation, molecular function: metal ion binding. Gene Ontology annotation, biological process: snoRNA splicing. Lineage: Eukaryota; Fungi; Ascomycota; Sordariomycetes; Sordariales; Sordariaceae.